UACACCGUUGACAUCCGAAAAAAUAAUCAUGCGCCACAAUGCUAACCAUGUCAGUUUACAACCAGAUUAGUACAAGACUUAUCAGCAACUUAACAGUCGAGUAUGAACAUAGGCUGUAGCAGCUUAGGCAUCAGCGAUUUCAUCCCAUGAUGCAUGCCAUGAGCUAUCUUGUGGCAACGUCCAUGGCAGUAGGAUUACUCCUCGGUGCCGUCUUCCCAACAGUCAAGGCAGCUUCAGGCAAUGCAACGGCGAGCCGGAACACGACGGCGUCGGCACUGACACCGUUCGGCACGAACCACACCGUCGGCGACGGUGCCGGGUGGCUGUUUGACGGCAAGGCGAAUGCCUCGGCGGCCAACUACUCGGCCUGGGCAGCCAACCGCACCUUCUACCUCGGCGACUACCUCAGCUUCAGGAUCCGCACGGAUAACACGGUCGUGCACACGACCAACGCUACGGUAUACAAGCUCUGCGGCUACGACGGUGGCACCAUCGGUGGCGGGUGGAAGGCAGAGGAGGCCUUCUUGACGGUGAUGCUAGCUGCGGAGGGCGCAAAUUACUUCUUCUCGGACGCCGGCGAGGGGGAGCACUGCCGGAGGGGGAUGCGGUUCGACGUCACCGUGGCGCGCGGCCGCGGCCUCCCACAAAUACCACCGUCGUACUACGAGCCGCUGUCCGGCGGGACGGCAGGGAGGGGGCCCGGCGAGGUGGUGCCCAUCUGGGUUGCUGUGAACGCUGCCUUUGCUGCUUUGCUGAUGCUGUGAAUGGUCUUCAUUUCCAUCAGGUGUUAACACCGCUUUUCCCCCCGUUGAGACGCCCGCAAGUUUUAAGUUUAGUUCUCGUACCUUGUACUCCCUCCGUUCCGAAUUACUCCCUCCGUAAACUAAUAUAAGAGCGUUUAGAUUAUUAUUUUAGUAAUCUAAAUACUCUUAUAUUAGUUUACAAAGGGAGUACUUGUCUUGGAUUUGUCUAGAUACGGAUGUAUCUAGACUUAUUUUAGUGCUAGAUACAUCCGUAUCUACACAAAUCUAAGACAAGUAAUUCGGAACGGAGGGAGUAAAAUUUAAAAUCUUAGUCGCCUAUAAAGUUGGUGGCCGAGGUCGACGACCAGAGAUGGGCAUCUCACGGCGCGGCGGCGGCGGAUGCAGCAAGAAGAAGACUUCAGCAUCUUCAAAAAUUUAUAUGUAUUUCUACAUUCUUGUAAAUGUGUGUUUGUAAGGAUAUGUGAUACUUAAUAUAUGACCU
Molecule: messenger RNA, 1245 nt
Organism: Triticum aestivum (bread wheat)
Lineage: Eukaryota; Viridiplantae; Streptophyta; Magnoliopsida; Poales; Poaceae
Product: cucumber peeling cupredoxin
Exons: 2
Coding region: 147-764 (205 amino acids)
Cellular component (GO): plasma membrane
Molecular function (GO): electron transfer activity
Source: RefSeq, a predicted model, not a curated record